Molecule: messenger RNA, 13320 nt
Organism: Gigantopelta aegis
Lineage: Eukaryota; Metazoa; Mollusca; Gastropoda; Neomphalida; Peltospiridae
Product: MAP kinase-activating death domain protein-like
Exons: 32
Coding region: 213-5030 (1605 amino acids)
Biological process (GO): regulation of apoptotic process; regulation of Rab protein signal transduction
Cellular component (GO): cytosol
Molecular function (GO): guanyl-nucleotide exchange factor activity
Source: RefSeq, a predicted model, not a curated record
GGAGAGGGCACUACGAACGUUCUUGACGUCAAACGGUGUUUAGCAUUAUCGAUGACCGGCGGAAUUAAUAUUGAAAAACCCCACUUCAUUUAUGUCGUCCAUGAAAACAUUCAUCAUGCCGUGAGACGGAGAAUCAGUUGUGCGUAUCUUCGAUGAUGUCUGUGUUUAACUGUGACAAUACAUAGUACUAGCCAACCACGCAGUCACCAGUCAUGUGUGACAUGCAAAGAAAAUAUUUCUCCCCGCGGCUUCUCGACUACAUCGUGAUCACGGGGAGUCGGCACCCCAACCACAACAACCAUGUGUCCCAGACCCCGGAGCUGCUGCGACGCUACCCGCUGGAGGACCACAAGGAUUUCCAGCUCCCGAUUGAUGUUGUCUUCUUCUGCCAGCCGGAGGGAUGCAUCAGUGUGGGGCCCAAACGCAUGAGUCUGAGGGAGACCACCUCAUUCGUGUUCACGUUGACGGAAAAAGAUUCGGGAAUCACGAGAUACGGAAUUUGCGUCAAUUUUUUCCGACCUUUCGAGAAGCAGAGCUAUUCCUCCUGCGACUGGCAGAAGUCGGACAGACUGAACUUGUGUAGCAUGAAUUCUGGUGAUGGGGGCUCGUUGGAGUCUGAGAAGCCAAAAUCCCCCAGGACUAAGUCUAGGUCUCGGCCGGCUGGUCGUGUACGUAACAAUACCCUGACAUCGUUGUGUAUCAUCAGUCAUCAUCCAUUCUACUCGACGUUCCGCGAGUGCUUGUUCGUGUUGCGUCGGUUGAUCGAAGCGUGUCAUGACAGAAGCUGCACAAAAAGAAUUGGUGGAUCGAAAGGCUCCGCUAGGGACACGGUGUGGGGCGUGCUGACUGGACAGUGCAGUGACAACAUUCCUUCCCUUGUUAUGCAUGAAGUUCGUGAGAUUGAGACGUGGAUUCUGCGCCUACUUAGUGCUCCGGUUCCAGUGCCUAUGAAAACCAGAGUGGAGGUGAGCAUCUUGCCGAAAGACCUGCAGCCCCCUCUGCUGUUUGCCCUGCCCGACCACACCCGGUUCACGCUGAUCGACUUUCCUCUCCAUCUACCUCUUGAGCUGCUCGGUGUCGAGACGUGUCUCAAGGUCUUAACUGCUGUUAUCCUCGAACAUAAGGUUGUGUUACAGUCAAGAGACUACAAUGCCUUGUCGAUGAGUGUGAUUGCGUUUGUGUCCAUGUUUUACCCACUCGAGUACAUGUUUCCGGUCAUCCCCCUUCUACCAACAUGUAUGGCUUCUGCCGAACAGUUGCUCUUGGCGCCAACUCCAUUUCUGAUAGGAGUUCCAGCAAGCUUUUUCUUGUACAAGAAGGACUUCCAGCUGCCAGAUGAUAUUUGGCUGGUUGAUCUCGACUCCAACAAGAUUAUUUCUCCGUCUACCGCUGAACACUUACCACCAUUGCCAGAUCCUGAAAGUACCGCUCUGAAGACUCACCUAAAACAGGCUCUUGCGAGCAUGAGCAUGACUCCUCAGCCAAUCAAAAAUCUUGAUGCUCUCGCACAAAACCCUGAAAUGUGGCACCGUCGGGAAAGCUUCUCGUCACAGACGGGAUUCAAUCCGCUGAUAUACGGCAACGACGUCGACUCGGUGGACGUGGCGACGCGGGUCGCGAUGGUUCGAUUUUUCAACUCGCCAAAUAUUCUUGGAAACUUCUGUGAGCACACCAGGACUAUGCGGCUGUAUCCUCGUCCAGUUGUCGCUUUUCAGUUGUACAGCUUCCUGAAGUCUCGUCCGAUAAAAUCACACUUCACCGCUAGACUCGCACGCACACAAUCUGUCGAAUAUUUUGGCGAGUGGUCACUGAGUCCCCUGAACGUGGUGUACCUGCGGGUGCAGACCGGUGUCUACGAUCCAUCGCUGAUCGGUGACAAGCCCAAGUGGUACGCCCAGCACCUGCAGCCCCUGGAGUUCAAGGUGUACGAUGAGAACUCAACGCUCGGUGCCGCGCUCAGCUCCUCCUUGGAGAUGUACAGCGAUGAAAUACCCACAGACGAGAGUGGAAGUGACAGCGAGGGUGCGGAAAGUACGAGUUCCUCCUACUCCUCUCUCAGUGACUUCGUCACCGACAUGAUGAACAGUGAAAUAGAUGGGGAAUCCCCAGCGUUUUACCGAGAGAACCAGGUUCUCGCUGUAGACGAAUCGAAGGUGUUCUGCCCGCCCAGCACGCUGCAUGUGCCCGAGAACCCGGCCACUAACAGCGACUCCGCCCUGUCCCUGCCGGACAGCGACCUCAGCUCCUCGGACUCGUCCAGCCCAACGUACAGCCAGGACGCGCCCAAAGAUACCCAUUCCAAGGAUAGCGAGAAUGAGGAUGGCCAGAUAUUCCGAUAUGACUCGGGUCAUGUGUCCAUGAUUGGCCAGUCUAUCAGCAGCCGACCCGGCAGUACGAGUUCGCCUGAUUCCCUGCGAAAGUCUCCCCACCCACCCAACGUGCAGGUGAUACGCACGACCGACCCACACACGACAGGCUUUGAGCCCUCGGAGAAAUCACCAGCCAUGCUGAAACCGCUUACGGGGAACAGGUCCUUCUCCAGAAACGACAGGGCCAGCAACUCCAGUGGGGGAUCCAGUGGGUCCACAAGGAAAACACUGAAGGCAUCAAGUGAUCGGGACUCUGACAGAUCAUCAGGCUCCUCCAUUAUUUCCACCAUCAGCAAUGAGCUCACCGACAUGGCGCAGUCUGCAACUACCACUAUGUCAGAACUCUUCGGAAGCAAUAAGUCAACGACACAGCAACAAGUAAAUAAGGGCCACUCCCACCACAACGCGAUUGCCAACAAACCACCUGCCAAACAGUUCACUCCUCUUGGACCCCGAAAAGCAUUAGUGGAGAAGUCUGGCCUGGUGAAACAUGCGAGCAGCAACAAGCCAGAAAUUCGCAAACAGCCUUCUAUGGAUGCAAGGAGUUCUUCCAAUAGUGAGAACCAACAGUUUCUGAAGGAGGUGGUGAAGAGCGUGCUGGAAGGGCAGGGCGUUAGCUGGCUGAAGCUGAAUCGCAUCAAGAAGCUGAUGGAGGAUGAGAACUACCGCAACUUCAUCAUCAGCCGCCUCAACAAGAACCUGGACCGCAAGCAGCCCGACGACAUGCCACACAUGGAAGACGUGUGUGUGAACCGCACUAUCUUCAAGGGCAUGCUGACGAUUGCCAAAGCCAUUUGCCAUGGUUUGGAGCACACGUAUCAAAACCACGGUCUGGGUGGGAUGGCAAGUGCAUUCAUGUUGAUGGAAAUACUGCACACCCACUACUGGUGUCGCGAGAUCAUUGGAGGGAGCAACAGCAACCGCAGUGACAGUCUCACCCCCGAUAUGGCCUCACUUCAUGGAAGCCACGAGAGUUUAGCCUCGUCUAAAGGUGACGAAUCUAUGCAGAAAUCAUCCAACGUUCAGAGUGUAUCUGAAGAACACGGACCAGCUGUGAUUGGUUCUCCAGUGAUUGUCAACGGAGAUGAGUUUGAGAAUCUCGAGAUCCCUGUCAUGUCCGAUAGCAGUGGACAUUCGGACAACUCGGUAGGCGGGACAGUGCGGCCGGUGAUGGACUUAAACAAAAAUGUGGGGAAACCGCCGCUGCCUGUCCACCAGCCCGUGCGUACCUGUGAUAUCAUCGUGACUGACCUGGACGAGUCAAGCGUUUCGGCGCGGUCGGGCGAUAUGAUGCACGAUAUGGUGAGGAACAAGGAGCUGCUGAAGUCGACGCGACUCGACAAGUUCAACAGUCUUGAUUCAGAGAUCUCUGAGGCAAGCACACUCGUCAGCACGAGCUCGGAGAAAGACGACGAACACAGGAAGCGAUCGCGCAUCAACCACCACUCCAUACGCAGCGCACUCAGCGACAGCGAAAUGGAUUCCACUGGGGUGAUGCGUUUCAACAAGAGGAACAGAUCUCCCAGCUCGUGGAGUGCGAAGAGCAACCUGAGUGUGGGCUACCGGUACACGGACGGGAAACUCAUCAACACUGCGCUGCUGCAGCUGAAAACCACCAUGGCAAAAACAUACCUCUUUGAGGGCAUGCUCGGAAAGGACCGUUCUCGCCUGUGGGACCAGCUCCAGUUCUGGGAGGACCUCUUCCUCGAUGCUGUGGCCCAGGAACGCGACAUCAUCGGCAUGGACCAGAGACCCUCUGAGAUGAUGGAGAGAUACCGGUCUCUGGGCAACCAGGAACGUAAGCGCCUGGAGCACGACGAGGACCGCCUGCUGUCCCAGAUGCUGUACAACCUGGUGGGUUUCAUGGUGAUGAUGAACGUCAACAAGAACGACACACGCCGCAAGGUGCGGCGGCUGCUCGGCAAGUCGCACAUCGGACUGCUCUACAGCCAGGACGUCAACAACCUCCUCGACCAGAUCAACAACCUGUUUGGUAAUGAUAUUGACCUUCGACCUUUGGCGAGUCGACAGAUGCAGAAACAAUCAUUCACUGUCCACUGGGGGACGGACAAUUCAGGAGACAUGUUAUUCAUGGAGGUUUGUGACGACUGCCUGUUACUGCGGAGUGUGACGGGAACGAUACACGACCGGUGGUGGUUUGAGAAGCUCGUCAACAUGACGUACUGCCCGAAGACCAAGGUGCUGUGUCUGUGGAGGAAGCAGGGCGACAAGGUGCAGCUCAACCAGUUCUACACCAAGAAGUGUCGAGAGCUGUACUUCUGUGUGAAAGAAUCGAUGGAGAAAGCAGCGUCGAGAAAUGCAGGAAAAUUACCAGGUCCUGAGUUAGGUGGCGAGUUUCCCGUGCAGGACCUGAAGACGGGUCAGGGUGGGUUACUCCAGGUGUGUAUGGAGGGGAUAGGUCUCCUGCUGGCCAAUAGCAAGUUGUUUAUUGAGCUAACACAUAUACGGAAAUGCUUCACACUCAAAGGAGGCAUAUUUGUGCUUGAGGAGUUUGAUUCCAAAACUAAACAAAUAGUACAGCACAAGUACAAGUCCAGUAUGAGCAACGAGGCCGCCCUUAUGCUUCACCGAAUAAUUACCGUCCGAUGGGCUAAAGUAGGAUACAUGAGAAAAAAAAAGGAUGAAAACGGAAACAGCUGACCAGAUUUGCUAUGCAGUUCUAUGCUUAUUUUCCUACAUAGCAGCAGGUAUGGAGCAUAGGAAGCAGUCAUGACUAGGUCACUAGCCAGUUGUAACAUGCCUUCUCUUUCCAUCGCAAUCACGCAGAAAUGCCUUCCAUAUGUAUGGGUAAUCCAACCUAAAAACAAACCUCCACAUGGAUUAUCUAUCUCGACCUAUAAACGAACCACAUAUGUAUGGGUAAUUUGACCUGUAAACAAACUUCCGUAUGUUUAUGGGUAUAUCGAUCUAUAAACAAACCUCCACAUGUGUAUGGGUAUCUCGGCCAAUAAACAAACCACAUGCAUAUAUGUAUGGGUAACCUGACCUAUAAACAGACUUCCAUAAAUGUAUGGGUAACCUGACCUAUAAACAGACUUCCAUAUAUGUAUGGGUAACCUGACCUAUAAACAGACUUCCAUAUAUGUAUGGGUAACCUGACCUAUAAACAGACUUCCAUAUAUGUAUGGGUAACCUGACCUAUAAACAGACUUCCAUAUAUGUAUGGGUAAUCUGACCUAUAAACAGACUUCCAUAUAUGUAUGGGUAAUCUGACCUAUAAACAGACUUCCAUAUAUGUAUGGGUAAUCUGACCUAUAAACAGACUUCCAUAUAUGUAUGGGUAAUCUGACCUAUAAACAGACUUCCAUAUAUGUAUGGGUAAUCUGACCUAUAAACAGACUUCCAUAUACAUAUGGGUAAUCUGACCUAUAAACAGAUUUUUAUAUAUGUAUGGAUAAUUGACCUAUAAACAUACCUACACAUAUGCAUGGGUAUAUUGACCUAUAAACAUACCUACACAUAUGUAUGGGUAUAUGGACAUAUAAACAAACCGCGUACAUAUGGAUAUCUUGACCUAUAAACAAACCUCCAGAUAUGUAUGGAUAUAUUGGCCUAUAAAAAAAUCUCCAUAUAUAAAAGUAUUUUAACCUAUUAAACAAACAUCCACAUAUGUAUUGGAAUCUCAUCUUAAAAAGAAACCUUCACUGCAGGCCUUCAGAUUUCAUAAAAACUAUUGUUUCUGGAACCGUGUUGGUACCGUGUUGGUAAAAACACAGAACUGAAAUUUCGUUUCCUGUGAUUAUUAUAUCGAGUACGACUAUUCAGUGGAACCUAAAAAUAGUUUCCGAUCAGUUCCCAUGAUCACAAGGCACGGAACCGAAACUGUGUUUCGCAUGAAAUUUGAAAUCCUAUGGCCUGCACUGUUUAUUAGUACACUAACCAGUCUCACUUUACAAAAUAAAAACGUGAGAUAACCAUGUAGGUAUUACUCUUCCGACCGCAAUGGCAACAUUUCUACAUAGCUGAAACUUGGUUUAUAGUUGCACUUAUAUAUGUUCAUCACAGCGUGAAACAAAUUAAAAAUUAACUAAUUAAACAUUUUUAAUUAAAAUAUAUUUGCUUUUCACUGAACAUUAAAGUUUUGUAUUUAGAUGUAUUUUUCACAAACAAUAAGUCCUGCAUCUAUGAAACUUGGUUUAUAGUUAACCUGUUCAUCGCAAUGCAUGUGAAAAAAACAAAAACAAAAACAAUUUGAUUUUUAAAAAAGAUUAAUUAAUAAAUAAAUAAAUAAUUAUUAUUAUUAUUAUUUUAUCAUGCACUGAGAUGACAUAUGUGGAUGAAACUCGGUGACAUUGAAUAAGUGUAUGGUAGACGAGACAUUUAUUUUCGCAGAAUUCUCGAUCAGAUUCACCAUUGUAAUACAUAAAUCUUCUUCUUUGUAAUAGGCCUACUGGGUUUAUUAGCACUAUGAUAGUUAAGCAGUGGGAGACAGCACAGUUUGCAUACCUGUACAGGUAGAUGUUGAAAACUAUGCAGUUGCCAUGCACCUAAAUCCUUGAUGUUGCUGACUUUUUAUUUGGCAGACGUUUUUUCUGUUAUUGCUGAUUUAUCUGUCUACUGAAACAAAAAAUAACUUUUCAUUCAGGAUUAUUUGAACAUACCAUUAUUAAUGAUAAAUAUUUCCAUUUCAAAAACAAAAAGUCUAGCAGUUGUCUCCCCUUUCACUGUUUUAUUUACUCCAUGUGUGUAUCCAAUUGCUUCUCAGUCAGUUUUUGAUGAAUAUUAAAUUGCAUAAUAGUAAUAAUAAUACUAAUAAUAAUAAUAACGACAAUAAUAAGAACUUUAUAAAAGCAAACUAAAAGUGUUAGGUUUGUUGAGACCUCAACAGUUAUAAUAUAAGGCAUAUUUGAAGUCUUGCAUCUUUAUAAAAAAAUUUAAAUGCAUCCUUCAUAUUAUUUUUUAUGUCUGUUGAUAGGUUUUAUAUUUUAGUGGUAAAACCACAUUUUAAAAAGUAUGGAAAUUUUUUGGGAUGUUGUAACUGCCAAACUGUACAAAAAGUCUUAUAUGUACAUGUAUGUUUGAAGUUGCUGCCAAAACCAAGUUUUGUCUUAUUGUACAUUUAUGAGGUAACUAAUCUGGAUAUAAAAACCCUUGUAUGUUUGUAUUCUAUACAGAUGGAUACCAUAUAAACAUGGCUCUACCUGUCGGGCAUAAACAAAAUUUUAAAACAAAUUUCUAAAUUAGUUUGAGUUUUCUAAUCAAAAUAUUAACCUUCCAUUACCGGUAUAUAGCUGUUCUCUUUAUGCGUGAUAUUAAACACGGUUCAUACUUAAAGUGUAAAUACUAAUAUUAAAUCUUAUUAUAUAUCGGAAGAAAACUAAAUUAUUUAGAAAUGGUCAAGAGAUUACAUAUGAAAGAAUAUUAAACAGACAUACAUUUAAAAAUUAAUUUAGAGUUUACAAUGUGUCUUUAUAAUUAAGUGAAAUAUUUGUGUUUUAACCAAAAAUAUUUAAACAAAACACAAGAUCUGUAAAUAGCAUUUAUUAUAGCAGAUUGUUAUAAUAAGUUUAAUCAAUGCCUAUAUAGUGAGUAGAAGAUAAUUUCUCAGUAGAUUGUCAUGAUAUCUGCUGUUAUUUAUAAGGCUUAGCUGAUAAAAAAAUCCCUCUUUAUUCAUGGUGCUUGAAGCUGGUUUUAUGUGUAAAUGUGUGCAAACAAACACUGACGGAUCGCUAUUCUUCAAACACUGACGAAUCGCUAUUCUUCAAACACUGACGAAUCGCUAUUCUUCAAACACUGACGAAUCGCUAUUCUUCAAAAACUGACAAAUCGCUAUUCAAACACUGACGAAUCGCCAUUCUUCAAACACUGACGGAUCGUUAUUCUUCAGUGUGAGAUUGCACACAUCGUCUUCCAUUACUCAGUUACUUUUAAAAAGUUUAUGCAUUUAUGUGAGUCUGCAUAUUACUUGGUCAUUAACUAGCAUCAGGAAGUAUGCAAACCACACACAGCAAAAUCUACUUAUAAUAUCUUUAUAUAUAUUAUAUAGAUCUAAUAUAUUAAAAUAUCUGUGUAUAUAUUCAUACAUAAUUAAAUUUGUUUAUAGCUAUAUUAUACAUUCCUUCAAGAAAGAUAUUUACAUAAAAAUAAUAUAUUUGAAUAUUAAAAUUUCAAUAUAAAUAUAUAUAUAUGUGUGUCAUGUUAUAUGGUGUGCCUCCUCUAUUCUAGAAACAAUUUUGCACAUAUUCAUAUUUGCUCAUUUUGAUUUUCAAACAUGAUGGUUGUGAUAGUGUUUGGCUCUGCGGUUAGACCAAUGGGUGAGGUUUACUAACUAAUGGACAGACUGACUGAUGGACUGACCUAUGGACUGACUGACCGAUGGACUUGAUGGGCAAAUCCAGUCUCCAGCAGGAUCUCUGUUAAUGUUUCGUCUCUGGCUGGUGGCCUGUCAUGUGUCAAUAAACUGCUGCCUGCCUGCCUGGGAUCCAAGCAUCAUCGCUAUGGACACGGGAUUCAUUCUACGGUUGUGAAGAAGAUUCAUUCUACGGUUGUGAAGAAGGAUUUCCAGGAUCGUGUUCCUAAACUGGUUGUCAACCAUGGUGAAGAUGUGUACAACAUACGAUACAACAGCAAUCAAUUGUAGCUUUAACUGAUCUCAGUUUUUGGUACCGUACGCACAUUUACCACUAAGAGCCUUUCCAUAUUUGUAGGUCCUUAACUGCCUGCGAAGUCUUACACAUGCCUUGAUGUGCUUUUCUUCAAGAAGAUAAAUGCAACAUAUCGUUUUGUAUAGGUUUGUUCAAAAAAAAAAAUUUGAUUGAUUUUUUUCUUUGUUGCCAGUUUUAAACAGUGAAAGUAAAACAUGACCAAGUCUUACAGUUCUGAAAACUUUGUAGUUAUUAUCUCUUUCUGUUUGUCAAAAAAACAAACCCCAAAGACUUGAAAUAUUGGAUUAAUUUGUGAAUAUAUUUAGUCUUUAAAUGUAUUUCAACUAUGCUGGCAGUUAUUAAACUACUAAUAUGAAAGGCUUAAUGGUACUGGUGCAAAUUUUAUUUAUGAAUAGAAAAAUUAAAAACGAUUAUUUAAAAGUUCAUAAAAUUAAGAUGAUAAAUUGUUAAAUAUGACUUAGCAUGUUACCAAGCCACUAACAUUAAAAAAAAAUAUGUUAGCAGUGCAUUAAGAUCCAUUUAUUCCUAAGAGAGAACUGCAGAAAUAAGCUUGUCAUAGAUUGCUUGAAUCCUCGUGUUCUGUUGAUGCAGACAGAGAUGGCUCCUCCCAGUGAGAUGGACUUGUGAUAUUUGAUUAAGCAGAAGAGGCGAUCUCGUUGGUCCACUGGAUUUGUUACUGCUUGUGACGCUCACACAGUAUUAGUAACUUGACAUUGCAUUGAUGCUUUUCAUCACUAGUCUUUUCAAACGUAGUUGUGUGUUCUCAUUUUGACGCCGGAAGACACUGCUGUGACCAGAAGCAGAUGUCUGUGAACACUGUAAUAAGAAAUCUUUGAGUGAUAUGUCACAUAAAGUCUUCUUAUGUAUAAUGUGCUGGAAACCAUUGCCAGAGGUAAUUGUUUUACGUCUGUGCAGACUCAUGCUUGUAAAGCUGUCAGAGCUUGGACUGUUAUCGACUUAUGGCCGACCUCCACUAAACAUUCGUGUGGUGGAUUCCCUUUCACACCAUCACUUGGUGGCCAUUCAUCAUACAGUGAAAUGCUGGAUUCCUGUUUGGACUUCCAAAAUCAUUACACAUCGUAAGACCCUGGUGAUGGCCUAAAAUAGUCUUAUGUCACUUGGCAUUUAUGUGGUGGGUUCCCUAUCACACCAUCACUUGGUUGCCAAACGUCAUACUAUGAAAUGUUGGAUUCCAAUUUGGAAUUCCAGAAUCAUCAGACAUCAUAAGGGCCUUAUUGCCUAAAAUAUUUGGUGUCCACAAAGUGAUGCUAUUGCAUGUUGCACAGUUGCUUCAUUUUGAAGUGAUGAUCAUAAAGUGGUGGUCAGCGAUAAUACAGAUUUACGUAGCAAGACAAAGUGAUGGUUGGUGCAGUCCAGGUUGUGUUUUGAGUCCAGACUCUUGACAGAUGUGUACGAAUGGAGUCUGGAGUAAAAUUACGGUUCAUCACAUCUCUCAGUUUACUAUGUUUAAAUGGGUGCAGGUUUCGUUCUAAUCCAUCUUUGUUGAAAUAUUUCAUAUUUAGAUAUCCUGUUUGGGCAGAUCCAAAUCGAUUUUUAUUUUUUGUGACAGCUUGUGGAGAAUUGAGUGACAUUGUUGUAAAUAUUAUCAUGACAUACAUCACAGGUAUCAUUGUAGACAAUCAAUUUAUCAGAGGUGGGGGGUGGGGGGUGGGGGGGGGUCCAGUCAUAAAAGUGAAUUAAAAAAAAACAUAUUGUGAAUAUUUAGGACCUGUGCUUUUAAAGCUUUCAAGUCUAGAUUCAAGUAUUUUAUGAUAUCAAAUGCAUAAAAUCUGUAUGCAUUACCGUGAUGUUAAAGUUUUCAUACAUUAUUAAAGAUUUGAGUCUGGACUUCAAAUGUUUUAUUAGCACAAGGCCUGUUCUGUUAUGAGGGAAUUUUUAAAGCACAUUGAAGAUUUGGUGUUUGUUUUUAAGUUAGCAUACCUUUAGCAAGCAUUGUGACAGACAACAUAAUCCCAUUAGUCAGUCUUUGUGAGAACCUUGUUUUUUUAAAUGAUAUAGAACAAAUUACUUAGUACUGCUGAUAAUUAUUGACAGUGUUUGGAAGUGAUUAUUGUUAAUUAGACCGUGAUGCAGGGGAAUAUUGUUCACAUGCCAUUCUUGCUUUCUAGCCCAGACACAUAUCUUGUACAACCAUAAUUUCAUAAAUUGAAGUCUGUUUUUUUGUUGUUGUGAAUUUUAGUAUACUAGUAUCCAAUUAACAAAAAUAUCAUCUUCAAAUGUAAUCUUCUCUAUCACCCAUGUCCUAGAUUGCCAUCUAGAAAAUGUUAAAGGUGACCUUUUUAUUUGGCCUUCUUCAUGACAUCCAUGCUAUUCUAUAAUCUUAUAUAUAGUGGAUACUCGUGGAUCUGCCCAUUCUAGUAAAUAUGUGAGAUCUGGAUCUCUGUUACGGAAAAAAUACUAGAGCUGCACUUGUAGAAUGUGUACUAGACCAAGUGAUUCAAGUUAGUGGAUUGUGGGUCAUGUAUAAGCCGUGUCUCGCCAUAUUGGGACUGAACCAGCUUGUAGCAAAUUAUGGACUUGUACUUACAGCCGAUAUCUCUAGCAAUAAGCAGUUGCCUUCACGGGAUAGAACUUGUUUUGUACUUAGUAACGACACUAGUGUAGUUGACAGGUGUGAGUGUGGAGAUCACCUCUGAUGACAUCUUCCUCCCCUAUGUAGUGAUAGUGACCGCCAUUACCCCUGUGAAUAGAAGUUGUCACAUUUUUGUUGUGCAGGAUCUGGAAUCACAAGUAUUAUGAAAGUUUUACUUAACCUAAAACCCCAAACAAGUUUUUGUUUAGUUUGAGCACAGAGUAAAAAAAAAUUAGUUGUAUAAUCAAUGGGAGAUCUGGAUCCCGUUCCACGAUGCGAUCUCGGCACUAAAAUCAUCUUAAGUUGUUGUGGCAGUAAUGCACUUAAGAUGCUCUUGGCGCUACGAUCGCUACUGACGUUCAAAAGAAACUUUAAAAGGCUUGAAAUUGUAUUAUAGAAAACCAACACACGGUAUGGUGGAAUAUGAAAGUAUCAUAAGAGUUCAGCAUCUAAACGUGACUGCAUUUCGGGAUACAUUCAAAGUAUUUGUAAGGUGCUUUCUAAAUUGGUUAUUUUCGAUUAUUGAAUUAUUCAAAUUUUAUGUAUGUAAAGUUCUUUUGGACGUCAGUAUAUAAUUCCAGCUUGUAUUGGCUGUUAACACUAUAAAGUUAAUAUAUAUUCUAUUUAAUUAAUUAUUGCUUUCUUUUAUUAGUUUUGCUUGACAUGCUAGUAUAGAAUUUGCAAAGCAGUUAUAAUUACUUAUAAAAGCAGGAAUGCUUUAUCUUCCUACAUCUACAGAUUUCCGUUCAUAAUACAUAUUUUUUAUUUACUUGUAUUUUUUCUUGUUUUUCUGGUUAUAUUUUUUGAUAAUUAUUUUUACGUAAAAAGAUUUUAAAAAUAUAUAAAUACACUAUAAACAAGUAAACAAAAUAAGUAAAUAAAUAAACAAACAAAAAACAAAUCAUUACGUUUGAACAGAAAUAUGUUCGUUUUUCAUUAGUUUAUUCAAUUUGAUUUUGAGUGUUUAUAUAUCAGAUUCUCUGUAUAACUGCAUCUGUUUCUGGGUAUUUUCAUUUUAUUUCAAACGUUCCUUUUAAGACUGUCCUUGAAAUCCAUGUGUUUAUUUUUAAAAUUAAAACCUCAUUGUGAAUUGCAUACGGUGCAUGAACAAUGUAAUUAGUAACAACCAAUUUGUUUUUGUUUUGUUUCGUCUUCUUCUCGUAUUCGUCUAAUGCCUUUUUCUUGUUUUGUUACUGGAUGCCGACCAUUCCAGUUUCAACAGUUACUGUCCGGUUUUUACUGAACUGUGAUCGCAUGCAUUACUUCCCAGUUUAAUUAAAUUUGUUACUAUGUAUUUAACAAUUAUCAUUGUAUAAUAUGAAAGAUAUUAUACAAUGAUAAUUGUUAAAUAUUCCCAUUUGGCCAUACCAUUGUUUUAAGGCCGAUAAUAAUUGUUUUAUUACACCUGGAGCGAGGUUUGAGACCUUGAUAUUUCCUUACCCAAAAGGAUUUAUUAAUGAUGUAAUUAUGUUAAAUUUAUAAUAAUUAUUAUAAUUAACGUUGGGGUGACACGUCUAUUUUGGUGGGGUCGUCUUACAUGAGCACUAUCACUGCAUCAGAAAUCCUUGAGUUUUCUGUCCCAGAGUUCCUUUACUGGCUGUAUUAUUCAUCCAUAGCUGUAGUUGUUCAUUCACAUGAUAUAACGUGCAAUAUUGUUUCUUUUAUAAGGCAAGUGUGAUUGGAAAUUAGUUGUUUUACUAAUAAAAUAAAUAAACUUUUUUUUUGAAUCAGU